Messenger RNA from Aplosporella prunicola CBS 121167, 2020 nucleotides. RefSeq lists its product as uncharacterized. The coding region runs from base 262 to 1839 and encodes 525 amino acids. Gene Ontology annotation, molecular function: oxidoreductase activity, acting on paired donors, with incorporation or reduction of molecular oxygen; iron ion binding; heme binding. NCBI's taxonomy places the organism in Eukaryota, Fungi, Ascomycota, Dothideomycetes, Botryosphaeriales, Aplosporellaceae. Gene Ontology annotation, biological process: ergosterol biosynthetic process. The record is from RefSeq and is a predicted model, not a curated record. The transcript is spliced from 3 exons.
CACGAAAACACGGUAGCUCCGCACUUGACUGUCCACCAUUUCCCUCGGACGGUCUAGCAAUUUUAAAAUCUUUCUGUCGUCAGGUUGUCGUGGCGUGAGGAACAGGCCGUAACGGCGCCGGGAUCUUGCCAGAACUAGCCUCCCCCUUUCACCGCCCAGAGAUCUGUACCUAGAUCACUAUCACUUCAAAUAAUUCCGUUCCCCUAGGACAACACAUCGUCAAUUCGACCCGACAAUCACCAACCCCCCUCCUCCGCCACCAUGGGUCUUCUCGCGACUCUCGCGGGUCCUCUGGCCGACAAGCUUGCCGGUUCCUCGGUCUUCGUCCAGGUCUCCGCAGCCUUGUCCGCCUUCGUCGUCCUCUCCAUCGUCGUCAACGUCCUGAAGCAGGUCCUAUGCAAGGACACCACCAAGCCUCCGGUGGUCUUCCACUGGAUCCCUUUCAUUGGCAGCACCGUCACGUAUGGCAUGGAGCCGUACAAGUUCUUCUUCAGCAACCGUGAAAAGUAUGGCGAUGUCUUCACCUUUAUCCUGCUGGGCAAGCCGACCACCGUCUGCCUUGGCACUAAGGGUAACGACUUCAUCUUGAACGGCAAACUGAAGGAUGUCAAUGCCGAGGAGAUCUACAGCCCUCUCACGACUCCUGUCUUCGGCAAGGGCGUUGUUUACGACUGCCCCAACUCCAAGCUGAUGGAGCAGAAGAAGUUCGUCAAGUUUGGCCUUACCUCCGAAGCUCUCCGCUCUUACGUCGGGCUCAUCACCGCCGAAGUCCAGGACUACGUCAAGCGCACACCUGUCUUUAAGGGCCACUCCGGCACAUUCGAUGUUCCUAAGACGAUGGCCGAGGUCACAAUCUUCACUGCUUCUCGUUCUCUUCAGGGCAAGGAGGUCCGCGACAAGUUUGACUCCUCGUUCGCCGAUCUUUACCACGACCUCGACAUGGGCUUCACUCCGAUCAACUUCAUGCUUCCCUGGGCUCCUCUUCCGCACAACCGUCGCCGCGAUGCCGCGCACAACAAGAUGGUCGAGGUCUACUCUGAGAUUAUCCGCAACAGGAGAGCAGGCAAGGUUCAAAAGGACUCCGAGGAUAUGGUGUGGAACUUGAUGGCUUCUACCUACAAGGACGGCACUCCUCUGCCCGACAGGGAGAUUGCCUGCAUUAUGAUUGCCCUUCUCAUGGCCGGCCAGCACUCUUCGUCUUCUACCAUCUCUUGGAUUCUGCUUCGUCUCGCUUCCCGCCCCGACAUCGCUGAGGAACUGCUCGAGGAGCAGAAGAACGUUCUGGGCGCCGACCUGCCUCCUCUCCAGUACGAGGACCUGUCGAAGCUGCCCCUGCAUGCUCAGGUUGUCAAGGAGACUCUGCGCAUUCACGCCCCGAUCCACUCCAUCAUGCGCAAGGUCAAGUCUCCUAUGGUCAUCGAGUCCAGCAAUGGCAAGCAGUACACGAUUCCCACCUCUCACACUCUCAUGUCUUCUCCCGGUGUCUCCGCCACUUCUAGUGAGCACUUCCCCAACCCCGAUCAAUGGGAGCCCCACCGCUGGGAUGGCGAGGCCCCGGCUGCUUCCAAGGAUGACGAGGAGCAAAUCGACUAUGGCUACGGCUUGGUUUCUAAGGGAACGAACUCUCCCUACCUGCCUUUCGGUGCGGGCCGUCACAGGUGCAUUGGCGAGCAGUUUGCCUACUUGCAGCUGCAAACCAUUCUGGGCAACAUGAUCAGGGAGUUCAAGUUCAGGAACGUGGAUGGCUCCAAAAAGGUCGUUGACACGGACUUUUCGUCGCUUUUCUCGCAGCCCUUGAGGCCGGCUACCGUCGAGUGGGAGCGCAGGGAAAAGAUUUAAAUGGUGGGUUUGAUCGCUUGAUCAAUCCAGGUUUGAACGAUUGACUAUUUCGUUAUGAGCUGCAUCUGCAUAGAAAGCAUUGUAGAUUGCAUAGAUGAUUGAAUGUGUCCGAUUUGGACAACACUUAGAAGCUAUAAUAAUAAUACCUUGCCUUCUUGGUAAUUAUAUUUUGCGAUUGAAC